AAGUCUUCCAAUCUCCAUUGUUUCAAGAAGUGCGAGAGACGUCCUGAGUAUAAAAAGAGAUGGAUUUUCCUAGGUCAACUUCAUUACAAUUGUUCACCUCUUAACUACUAAUUCAAGCCAAGAGUAUAAUAAAGUAGAGAAAAAUGGUCAAAUACGUGUGUGCCUUUUUGGUGGUCUGCCUUUGUGCAGUGGCUUUUGCUGCCGAGUUGCCAUUGAAGGAAGCCACCAGCCCCAAGACUAAGGAAGGAGGAGACUUGCAAACGGACAGCUCCGCAUUUUAUGGAUAUGCGCCAUACGGAAUUGGCUAUGGGUACGGCGGUUACGGUCUCGGUUACGGCGGAUAUGGUGGGUACGGCGGAUAUGGUGGGUACGGUGGGGGGUACGGCUUUGGGGGGUAUGGCUACCCUGGUUUUGGGGGCUAUGGAUUCGGAGGUUACUACAAAUAGGCCACACCCCAUUUGAGAAAGUUAUUUAAUUGUAUUUAAACCCUUCCCUUCCUUACUGCCUUCCUUCCUAACUUAACCUAAUUCCUUUCUCCUACAAAUGACCACAAACAAAAGUUAUUAGUCCAACUCUUUCCUUUCCUUUCAAAAUCUUCCAAAAGCUGCCAUUCUCGCUCCUCAUAAAUUUGUAACGCUCUUGUCAAAAGAAAUAUUCUUACAUUGAAAUAAUAAACGGAAACCAAUCUUUUUGUUCUAAACGUUA
Messenger RNA from Folsomia candida, 705 nucleotides. RefSeq names its product neuropeptide-like protein 31. The record is from RefSeq and is a predicted model, not a curated record. The transcript is spliced from 5 exons. NCBI's taxonomy places the organism in Eukaryota, Metazoa, Arthropoda, Collembola, Entomobryomorpha, Isotomidae. Bases 144 to 446 code for a protein of 100 amino acids.